Messenger RNA from Mytilus trossulus (common blue mussel), 1128 nucleotides. RefSeq lists its product as uncharacterized. NCBI's taxonomy places the organism in Eukaryota, Metazoa, Mollusca, Bivalvia, Mytilida, Mytilidae. Bases 1 to 1128 code for a protein of 375 amino acids. The record is from RefSeq and is a predicted model, not a curated record. The transcript has 2 exons.
AUGAGAGCACUACUUGAUAUACCCGCACCACAUGAUACAUUAGAAAGUUUGAGAACAUUUCAUGACAAAUCAGAAGCUUACAUACGGGGUCUAGAGUCUCUUGGUCAAUGUCAGAACUCGUACUCAAAUAAACAUCAUAUUGAAACUGAACAAUCGCAAAAUAAAGUAGACACAGAAACUUCUAUGUUGUAUACCGCUAGCGAAGAAAGGUCCACUGUUUUACUGAAAACCGCAUUCAUUCCAGUCGUUCACAAAAAUACAUGUAUAGAUGCAAGAAUACUCUUUGACGAGGGAGCUCAGCGCUCAUUUAUAACCGAAGAACUAGCAGCUAAAUUGGACAUUACAAAAGAAGGUUCUGAAACAUUAAGUAUAGCUACAUUUGGAAGUACUACGAAAAAGGUGAGAAAUCUUGACAAAACAACAAUUAAUCUUAAGUCUACCGAAGGAGAAUUAAUUCCUAUUAAAGUUUUAAUUGUACCAACCAUUGCUUCACCACUUCAAACUCACAACAUAGGAAUAACGCAGAAGUUUUCAUACUUACGUGGUCUACAAUUAGCACACCCAGUCAUGGAAGGAGAGCAAUUUGAAAUAUCCUUAUUAAUUGGAGGUGAUUUUUACUGGGACAUAGUUCAAGAUAAAAUAGUGCGUGGAAACGGUCCAACCGCAGUUAGCUCGAAAAUUGGAUAUUUACUUUCCGGUCCAGUCCCUACACGAACCAGCAAUGCAUCUUUCUCAAUGAUGAAUAUACUAGUAUGUCACAAACAAGGGGAGUGCGAUCUUGAAAAAUUUUGGAAGCUUGAAUCGUUGGGAAUUGACGCUAAGGAACAAAAUGAUCCAGACCUAGCUGAAUCAAUUGAGAAUAACUUACAAACCUCUAUUACGAAGAAAAAUGAUAAGUAUAUUACGAAAUUACCAUGGAGAGAGAAUGCGCCAGAACUACCGACAAAUGAAAACAUCGCAAAACGCAGAACGGAAAGCGUUAUUCGUCGCCUUAAGAAGGACCCCGAGAUGUUCCGAAAGUAUAGUGAGAUAAUUACAGACCAAGAACAAAGAGGAUUCAUUGAAAAGGUAUGUGAUGAAAGUACAUGCACAAACAAGAUUCAGUAUACAUUCCGCAUCAUCCAGUAA